AACAAUCCAUUGUAUCUUCAUCCGUCCGAUACUCCUGAUAUAUCUCUGGUUUCCCAUCAUCUUUCUUGGAUUGAGAAUUACACAAUAUGGAGCCGUUCAAUGCGAAUUGUGCUUCUGGCGAAUAACAAACUAGGGUUUGUUGAUGGCGAUUGCUCUCGUGAUGAUUGUGCUGACGCUCUAAAAGCUCAAUAGGAUCGAUGCAAUGCUGUGGUUCUUUCUUGGAUAAUCAAUUCUAUCAGUAAGGAUCUCUCUGCUGGGAUUGUGUUCGCGACGAGUGCUGCUGUGGUAUGGAAUGAUUUGAAGGAGAGGUUCGACAAGGUCGAUGGUUCCAUGGUUUUUUUCCGUCAUCGAGAGAUCGCCACGCUCACUCAAGGUGAAAAUUUUGUUUCCAGCUAUUUCACGAAAUUGAAGCUGCUCUGGGAUGAAUACAAUACUUUGUUUGCCUUCUCCACGUGUUCUUGUGAUCUAUCUCAACGGAAUUCGAUGCACGUCUCUCAGCAACGCUUGUUUCAGUUUGAUGGGCCUCAAUGAAACUUACGCUGCUCUUCAAAUUCAAGUUUUAUUGAUGCAACCAUUACCUUCUGUAAAUCAAGCCUACUCGAUGAUGGUUAGAGAAGAAUCUCAUCGGCUUCACUUGUCAGGAGUUGUCCCUUCCAUUGAAUCUUCAUUCAUUUAUUCCAAUGCUGCUGGGGCUCGUCGAAAGUUCACAGGGACUUGUGACCACUGUAAAGUUAAAGGUCACAAGAAGGAGAAUUUAUAUCGCCUCAUUGGUUUUCGGGCUGAUUUCAAGUUUAGCAAGAAGAGAGGUGCUCCUUUGGCUAUGGUUGCUGUCAAUUCUGAUCUUCCUGCUGGAGUGGGUUCUGAUGUUGUUUCUCCAAGUUCGAGUUUCUCAGUUGUCUCUUCUGCUCCACCUGUUUUUACUCCAGAGCAGUACACUCAAUUACUGAGGCUUCUCAACAAGGCUUCGGUUGCAGAUUCCUCUGUGAAUCUGGCAGUAAAUGCACCAGUCUCUAGAAGAUCCUGUGUUUUAAAAAGCGCGUUUGAGGCGCUAGGCGAGGCGUUUAGAAGAAAGCCUCUGACCACCAAGGCGGUAGCGAGUACAUGAGGCGGCGAUUCAGUCGUCUGAGGCGGCGAGAGAUGACAAGGCGACGAGGCGAUGCUUUUAGCGAUUCACGUACAAUGACCCAUUUCAGAUGAAUCGAUCUAACGACCGUACUAUUAACUGCACAACAUGAGAAAUUUGAGAGAAAAUAAAAUAAGAAAUGCAAGAAAACUUCUAUGUUUCUCUUCCUUGUUUCUUUGUUGUUGCGAUCGAGCUCUCUUUUUCUUUGUCCGAAACUGAAAA
This is a messenger RNA of Hibiscus syriacus, 1345 nucleotides long. RefSeq lists its product as uncharacterized. Bases 422 to 1105 code for a protein of 227 amino acids. The record is from RefSeq and is a predicted model, not a curated record. NCBI's taxonomy places the organism in Eukaryota, Viridiplantae, Streptophyta, Magnoliopsida, Malvales, Malvaceae. The transcript is spliced from 2 exons.